UCUCGCUCGUCCACUCCUCACUCAGAGGCACUCACUCACAGUCUCACGUACACACAUCACCCGCUAGCUAGCUGCUAGCUGCCCUGGUCGGCGAGAUGGCGCCGGCGCGGUUGAUCCAGCACAAGAAGGAGGCGCUGUGGUUCUACAGCCUCAUCUCCAUCGGCUACGACGAGGUGUUCAACCCGGGCCAGUACACCGACGACAUGCGCGACGUCUCCCUCGUGCACGCCGACCUCCACAGCCGGAGCCUCAAGGUCGUCGACGUCGGCGGCGGCACGGGCUUCACCACCGUCGGCAUCGUCCGCUACGUCGACCCGGAGAACGUCACCAUCCUCGACCAGUCCCCCGACCAGCUCAAGAAGGCCCGGCGGAAGAAAGCCCUCAACGGCGUCACCAUCAUGGAGGGCGACGCCGAGGACCUCCCCUUCCCCGCCGACACCUUCGACCGCUACGUCUCCGCCGGCAGCAUUGAGUACUGGCCGGAUCCGCAGCGAGGAAUCAAGGAAGCCUACAGGGUCCUGAAUGUGGGCGGGGUAGCCUGUAUGAUUGGCCCCGUGCGCCCGACGUUCUGGCUCUCUCGCUUCUUCGCCGACAUGUGGAUGCUGUUCCCCACGGAGGAAGAGUACAUCGAAUGGUUCGAGAGAGCCGGGUUCAAGGACGUUAAGCUCAACAGGAUCGGGCCGAAAUGGUACCGUGGCGCCCGUAGGCAUGGCCUGGUCAUCGGCUGCUGCGUCACGGGUGUCAAGAGAGAAAGCGGGGACUCCCCUUUGAAGCUUGGACCGAAGGCUGAGGAUGUGAGCAAGCCGGUCAAUCCUAUCGUCUUCUUGUUCCGCUUCCUCGUGGGGACGAUAUGCGCCACGUACUUCUUUCUGGUGCCGAUUUACAUGUGGAUUAAGGACAAGAUUGUGCCCGGAGGCAGGCCGAUCUAAGGGAUGGGAAUAAUCGUGCUUCUCUCUAUGAUAGGCACUUUUAAUACCGCCGUUUAUAUAUAAUUGUUCUCUGCUAUAUAUAUUUCCUGUUGUGUGUAUUUAUGUAUGGACGUGACUACAUACACCGUCGGCUCGUCUGUACUGUAGUGGAUAUCCUAAACAAUACUCCAGUCUCCAGUCACUUCUGUAGGAGCCAGACCCAUGACGGAUGUGUUUCAUAUCAAUAACUGCAGAGUAACUGCACUAUGAUGGAUCUCAUGGGGUUGUGACUCGUUCCUGAUCUAAUUACUAGUACUACUGUAAUACUAUUCGAAGUUUGGAUAGGCGCUUCUCAACAAUAUUAUUCUACA
This is a messenger RNA of Brachypodium distachyon (stiff brome), 1279 nucleotides long. RefSeq names its product 2-methyl-6-phytyl-1,4-hydroquinone methyltransferase 2, chloroplastic. The record is from RefSeq and is a predicted model, not a curated record. Gene Ontology annotation, biological process: methylation. Lineage: Eukaryota; Viridiplantae; Streptophyta; Magnoliopsida; Poales; Poaceae. Gene Ontology annotation, molecular function: 2-methyl-6-phytyl-1,4-benzoquinone methyltransferase activity. The coding region runs from base 96 to 929 and encodes 277 amino acids. The transcript has 3 exons.